AUGAAAGGUACCUUCUCGGCCAAAGUAACAAAUGCGAUCAAGACAAUGCAGCCAAUCGCUGCCAUCGCUGUUCCUUGGCCCACGGUCGAAAACAAUGAUCACCUCAUCGAAGCCGCAGAAAUGACUUCGGCUUCCAACAUCUUCAAUCUCGUCAAGAGUUCCUCAGCCGAAAUGGUCUUGCAGUUCCCAACCCCAAGCGUCAAAGGCGAAGUUGGGCACAAUGAGUUGCGUAAAAGACAGAUGGCUGCUGUCGGUAACGUUGUCGGCGUCGUUGCUACAGUUGACCAGCAUACUGUACCAUACGGCGAGCAGACUGGCUCGAUCAAAUAUGCCCCAAUGCCCAAGAGCGCUGGGACUACUAUCGCAACCAGAUCGGCCACUCCCCAGUACCCGCCUUUUCCAUUUUCCAUUGCCACUACCUACCUUGGUGUGCCAACUGUCCAAUACACAGAUACGGCCUUUGCUACAUGGACGGCGAACAGCAUCGAGAACACGGCUGCACCCGCUCCUGCGCCCACAUUAGACAAGAGAAUGCAAAAAUGGUUGGACCGUUGGAAUGAUUGA
This is a messenger RNA of Penicillium griseofulvum, 564 nucleotides long. Its product is annotated as putative beta-1,6-glucan biosynthesis protein (Knh1). The coding region runs from base 1 to 564 and encodes 187 amino acids. Lineage: Eukaryota; Fungi; Ascomycota; Eurotiomycetes; Eurotiales; Aspergillaceae. The record is from RefSeq and is a predicted model, not a curated record. The transcript has 2 exons. Gene Ontology annotation, biological process: (1->6)-beta-D-glucan biosynthetic process; fungal-type cell wall organization; cell wall biogenesis. Gene Ontology annotation, cellular component: extracellular region.